AUGUCAGCAGCAACAGCUACGAUCCACACCCUCCCGGAAGUUGGCGGGAGGAAUCGGCCACUGCCGCCAACUCGAGCAGCUCCUGCUUCGCCUAUUCCUGGCGGUGAUUACACAUCCGCUACGCACACAAGUCGACCUCAAAUACAAGCGAGCAAAUCACGAGAGCUGGCGCGGGCCAUUCGAUCUCAGGAGCAGCUGGAUGCAGAGGCCACAGCCAGCAGAUCUUACAGACCUCCCAGCGCGUGGAGUCAGACGACUGAUGCCGCCGACGUCGUGUGGUCUGGUGCUGGCGCCGGUUCCAUCAAUGUGCCACCUCUGCCGAGUCCUGCCUUGAGCAAUGGAAGUCAGGAUGAUCAGGAUCGAUUCAGCGACGCUGCCAGCUGGGAAGGAGACCACACAACCUCGGCUGCAAUCGAUACGAGCCGAGAACGUUCGACUGCAGGCACUUCUUUCGACCCACGUCAAAGCGUUGCGCCGAGCGACUUUGAUCCAACUGAGGAUAGCGGAUUUGGUCAUGAGUCCCGUAGCACGUACGGGCACGCUCGUGCGUCUAGCGUCGCUUCGUCGAUGUGGGCCGGAAGAGGCAAUAGGGACAACAAUGCUGCAUCGGGCGAAAGCACCCAUGAAAGUGGUUAUAACGGUCCACCCCGUCGCAAAGCACCACCACCACCUUUACCAGGCAUCACGCCUGCCAUGGCACUGCGCGCUCAGAUGAUGAACGCGCCUGAACCCUCGCCUGGGCUCAACUCGAUGCUCAGCAGGUACUCGGAAGAAGAGGAUGACGAGCUGCGGUCGCUCAGCGGGCCACGGCCCGCCAAGGCUCAGGGACAUCGUCCUCAAGACAGCAUGGGCCACUCUGCUGUCAGCCCGCUAUCUGCCACCUUUAGCCCGCGCCUGCAAGGCGCAUCAUCACCAGCGCUCAGCGACUUUGAAGAUCCCGAGAUGACUCAGAAUCCCGACACUACAAUGAACUCGAGCAUGUUUGAGAUGAUGCCCUCGAACGCUUCUCGGGGCAACCAGUCGCCCUCCUCGCGUGCCACGACGGCAAGCUUGGGCUCGGCAACACAGGACGCUCCACCUCCUAGAGCCAUCGCGGAAGCCAACAAAGGACUUCAGUCUGUCGUGAAGCCGUCGGCAGAUCCGUCCAAAUUUGGCGUUCCGCCCCCUGCGCCGCGUCGCCGCAAGGGCCGAAAGGAUCGAAGCCCGGUUUUGAGCUACGCCGAGGGCGAGGAGGAAGAACGUAGACUGGCUUCUUCACACGAGGGCGACGGUCUGGGUCGUAUGAACAGCAUGGGACCAAAGCUGAAGAAGAACGCGCCAGCGCCCUGGGAAGUGGAUGGGGACCAGGAUGAUGGGGAUGGUAUGGGAAGCGCAGGGGAUCGGGAAUUGUUCGUGCCGCCCACGCGCAGCGGAUUCGCAAGCUGGGCGCGAGCAAGUAGCGAAAGCUCUCGACCACGAUUGACUCCAAGCAACUUGCCCCCGCUGUCGAUCGCCAACGAGAACCGCACGAGCGUUUCGGACGCGAAGCGAGGGGUCGCUGAUCUUGCAUCGGAGCAAAGAGAUCUGGACGACCAGGCAGCAGCUGCAGCGGCUCGACGGUCUAGGAGCAAGAGUGUGAGCUCACAAGCUGCAGGCAUGCUCAAAGGUCUCGGACUGGCCACCUCCGCUACCCCUGCAGUCAAGAAACCGGGCAAGUUCGCGAAGGCAUUUCGAAGGAACGCAUCGAGUCCCGGUCUCGGUGAAGGAAAGAGCAACAAGUUUGCUGCAGGCAUCUCUUCUGAUGAUUAUGCGCACCUACCUCCGCCAGCUCCCGCCGCUCCAGUGCGGGGUAACGGUCAUCUGGUCACUGCACCGCCGAGUCCCCUCAGCUUUGUGAGCAGCGCGGACUCCAUGCUGCCCCCAACGCCGGUGCCGCCCGCAGCGUCCCUAGCGCCAUUGAGCGCGCCUGCAGCUUCGGUUUAUACCUCUCCCAUGAGCUCCUCCCAGCCGGCUGCUGUCGCCCCUCUGGUACCACAGCAAGGUCGUCAGAGCAGCAGUGCCGAGAGCAAUGGUGCUGCUAGCAACUCCACCAGUUAUACUAGCGGACCCUCUAGCGAACACAACACUGCCGCCACAAGCCCGGGCUUCAGUCCAGCAAACACGGGCAAGUCUCUGGAUCUCGUCGACCUCUUGAGCGCUUCUCGCUCUACUCGCAUGAAGGACCAGCAAUUUGUGCCCAGCCGAUCACCCAUCGUUUCGCCACGAUCGCCCCUGCCCGGCUCAAUGAACCGUCAGCAAGAUGCGGUGCCCAGCCCCCCGCGGAGCGCCAAUCGCGCAGGAGGCUUGGGCUACAAGAGGUCCAGCACAUUCUUGGCGGAAGGAGCCAUGACGCGAUCUGGUAGCGCCACUUCUCGACCGGGCUUCCCAGCAGCGAACGGCGCUGGUCCCGCUUAUGUAUUUCCCGAUAACCGCAACGCUAGGUCGCCAGUGCCACACCCAGACGGCAGGAGUGCCCAGAGCCACGAGUCGGCGCACCCAGCCAGCUCACUGCCUCUGAGCGACCACGCCUCGACACAAGAUCUUCGCGCCGGGUCAGCGACGCCGACGGCGGCCAAAAUCCUGCCGGACGCCGAGCGCUCUGCUCAAAGUCAUGGCAGCGUCUCGAGCAAUCAUUCACCGCUCGUCUCUCCCAGCCCCGUCGACCACAUGAGACCUUUGCAUCUCGGUCAUGACGUCGCACCACCCCCUUUGCGUUCGGCUAGCUCGCAGGGCGAGAAUGCUCACGCUGAUGCGGUAGCGAAUAUUGGGCCAUCGGCAUCGCCCGUCAAGCAGUUGGGCCAAUGGCCUCAAAGUAUACCUGCCGCUGUAUCCCCAGGUGCGGCCAUGCAAUCUCUGCCUUCUGUCGGCUCGCAUGAGGGUGUGCCUUACAAGCUCAUCAGCCUGGAGCAAGCGAGGUUGAAUCAGGAACGCGAAAGGGGCGUUUCGGCGCGCACGGAUUUGACCCCGGCUCUGCGCAACAAGAAGAGUGGCGGUGGUUUCUUGCGACGCUUCAAGGACAAGGGAGGAGAGGGAGAUGGGACCGAGGGUGGAGCGGGAUCGAUGGCUAGCAGGCCAUCGGCCGGUAGUCUGGACAGCAGCGGCAAGCUCAACGCGGGCGCUUCUAUGCCGUCGCUGCAAGUCAAUGGAGCUGGCGCGAGCACGGGCGAAGAUCACUCUCCUUCGGCAGAAGCACCCGCCUUGUCUCUGCGACCUGUGAGCUCCAUGUUCUCGGGAUUGGGAGGCAUGCUAGACAUGGAGGAUAAUCAGGCAAGUAAUUCAGGCAUGACCACGGCGAAUGCGACAGAGACGUCCGCUCCAGUCACCGCCACCGCCUCUGCUUCUGGUGCUCUUCAAGCUCCUACCGACGCUCAGAAGCUACUCUCCCCAGCGCUGAGCUACAAAUCGUUCGGUGCCUCUCUCAGCAGUCGAUCGCCAAGCCCGGCCGGCGUGGGCCUCACAUCAUCAGCCGCAUCUUCCUCACCAGCUUCGCGAAAGGGCGCUAUUCCAGCUGCCAUCAAGACGAGCUCCAACAGCCCUCGCGAUGCGGCUCCAAUGUCGGGUCUCUCCAAAGCGACGGAUGUGAGCUCGCCCACGUAUCAAUCUGCCAACAGUCAUGGUGAUGAAGAAGAGACGUUCGUGUCGCCCACGACGAGCCCUCGUCAGCUCAAAUCCUCUUUGCCGAUGCACCCGAGCAGGUCUAGCGGCAGCACUGGUAGUGCGCCUCUGGCUCCAGCAGGUCUGCAUCGACCCAUCGCGCGCCACGGAUCUGUUCCCGGAGCUCUUGCUCGACCUUACUCGGACGCGAGCGCUUCUUCCGACGCCUCGUCUGCGCUGGGUCUGGUCAACGGCUUUCCACCCACACCGACGAGCGAUGCCGACGCUGCCGGAAUGGCUCUCAAUCCGGCUCUCUUGGCCUCGCGCAAGAGGGCCAUAGAGAUUGAGCAGACGAUGAACGAUCUGGCGGCCGAACUCUCUGCUCUUCGAGCGGCAGCCGGACACGCUGCGCCUCGCGCUUCGCCCUCCGAUUCUCCCAAUUUGGCCGCUACCGCUUCUAGCCCCUCUUCCAUACCAUCUUGCUCCGCGUGCGGCUGCAAUUGCGCAGAACAACGUCGCUUGCAAGCUGCGAAUGAGGCUGCUGUCCUCAAAGGCAUCAGCAUCAUGAAUCGCAGUCGAGCACUCAAACCCUCUGCAGCGGGCGCGGGCAAAUUUGGCGGCUAUCUGGAUCGAUGA
Ceraceosorus guamensis is the source of this 4248-nucleotide messenger RNA. RefSeq lists its product as hypothetical. NCBI's taxonomy places the organism in Eukaryota, Fungi, Basidiomycota, Exobasidiomycetes, Ceraceosorales, Ceraceosoraceae. The coding region runs from base 1 to 4248 and encodes 1415 amino acids. The transcript has 2 exons. The record is from RefSeq and is a predicted model, not a curated record.